CUGUUUGUUUCUGCAGCUUCCUGGUAACAGAACGCGGGACGGGACGGGAGAGAGUCAGAGCGGCCGCACAUCAAGACAUGCUCACAGUCAGAGUGGGAAAAACAAAAAUGGCAAGACGACCAAACUUCAGUGCAAAGCUUUUAUUAAAGUACAUGUUGGUGUUGGUGUCAGCGGCUGCUCUCCUCACACUCCUCCUUCAGAACUACAGCAUCCCAUUCAAAGAUGAGUUGCGGCGUGCGUUAUCUGGCGACUUUCAGAAGUCCGUUCCGACAUCCAGGGCGCCCUCUAAAGCAGGACCGUGUGACGUGGUGAGAGACUGUCCGGAGGAUCACUUCAGCUUCUUCGUCCGGAGCGGAGCCGCCAACGUCGUGGCUCCAAAGAUCUGCCUCCAAAACAAACUGGUUCUGGGAACAGUCCUAAACAACGCUGGAGUGGGAAUAAACAUUGUUAUAAUAAACGGUAAAACAGGAGACGUGGUGAAGACGGCUCACUUUGACAUGUACAGCGGCGAUGUGAAACCUCUGGUUGAGCUUCUGAAGAGCAUCGAGACGGGCGCCGUGGUUCUGAUGGCGUCCUACGACGAACCCGCCACAAAGUUGAAUGAAGAGGCGAGGAAGCUGAUUGCUGAGCUUGGAAGCGUGUCUGUGAAGUCUCUGGGGUUCAGAGAUAACUGGGUGUUCGUGGGGGGGAAAGGAGCGUCAGUGCACAGCAACUUUGAGAAGUACCUGAAGAACGACAACGCAAAGAAUAAAUAUGAAAACUGGCCCGAGCUCAUCGAAAUUCAGGGAUGCAUCCCCAAAUACCCGGAGUGAGCUGCUGCUGCUUCAUCCUAAAGCAACAUCUCUGCAGGAGGAGCAGUUGAUAUGUUUACUGUAAAAAGACAAAGCAUUGUAUAUAACGUGAUCUCUGGACGGACCAGUUUCUGCGUCGUUAGAAGCACACACGGAGAAAUCUACCUGAACUCUCUCACUGAGCUCUGACGGAUGUGUUGCAUCCAGCAGGAUCGCUCUGGAUAUUAUUUACCCAAUAACUCAGGGACUGUUGGUGAUGGAAACAGAUGUUGUAAAAAGAGUGUAUAAAACUGCCAGAAACGAUUCAGAAGAACAGCGUUAAACCAGUUGUUUAUUUUGGAUGGAAUAAUGUGCAAAAAGUCUUCCUUUUGAAAAUAAAUACAUCAAAAAGCUGUGCAUCUCA
Molecule: messenger RNA, 1194 nt
Organism: Sander lucioperca (pikeperch)
Lineage: Eukaryota; Metazoa; Chordata; Actinopteri; Perciformes; Percidae
Exons: 10
Coding region: 78-812 (244 amino acids)
Source: RefSeq, a predicted model, not a curated record